AUGACAGCUCAGACAAAGAUCUUGCAAACAGCUAAAAAGAUCUUGCAAACAGCUAAUACCCCCACAACCCCCAAUGAGACCGGCCUUAUGGUAGCCCAAGCUAUCCUCGAUCUUGAGACUAACGUCCCCGAUCUCACCGCCAAAAUUUGUCCCCUCCAAAUCAGCGCUGCUUGCAAGGUUGAGAUCAAGAGUGGACGCAAGGCCAUUGUCAUCUUUGUACCUGUCCCUCAAGUCAAAUCUUUGCACAAAGUCCAAGGCCGGUGA
This is a messenger RNA of Puccinia triticina, 264 nucleotides long. RefSeq lists its product as uncharacterized. NCBI's taxonomy places the organism in Eukaryota, Fungi, Basidiomycota, Pucciniomycetes, Pucciniales, Pucciniaceae. Gene Ontology annotation, molecular function: structural constituent of ribosome. The coding region runs from base 1 to 264 and encodes 87 amino acids. The transcript has 2 exons. Gene Ontology annotation, biological process: ribosomal small subunit biogenesis; translation; rRNA processing. The record is from RefSeq and is a predicted model, not a curated record. Gene Ontology annotation, cellular component: ribosome; cytosolic small ribosomal subunit; small-subunit processome.